Messenger RNA from Naumovozyma dairenensis CBS 421, 1650 nucleotides. RefSeq lists its product as uncharacterized. The coding region runs from base 1 to 1650 and encodes 549 amino acids. Lineage: Eukaryota; Fungi; Ascomycota; Saccharomycetes; Saccharomycetales; Saccharomycetaceae. Gene Ontology annotation, molecular function: RNA binding; double-stranded DNA binding. The record is from RefSeq and is a predicted model, not a curated record. The transcript has a single exon. Gene Ontology annotation, biological process: poly(A)+ mRNA export from nucleus; transcription elongation by RNA polymerase II; post-transcriptional tethering of RNA polymerase II gene DNA at nuclear periphery. Gene Ontology annotation, cellular component: transcription export complex 2.
AUGGAAAAAGAACUCAUUGAUAUUGCAGAUUAUUUCCAAAUGAAAAAAUAUGAUGAUGAUUUCAUCAAUUUCAUCACGUUUAGAAAACCGACCAUCCAAUCAUCCUCAAUGGAACCAUCCAGCAAAAAAAUAUUUAUUUUGAAUGAUGAUAGCACAGAUGAUGAAAAAUUGACCAUGUUCUACGAAACUACAAUGAAGGCUAAAAAAUUCAUCGAUGAUGCAAUGAAUAACUAUAUGAAGAACAAAAAAAAGAUUAAAAAUAAAAAUAAAAAUAAACUCAAGAAUAAAAAAAAUCUUUAUCCAAUAACAUUACUAUCAUCAAAGGAAUUCUUAGACACAAUCAUGUUACAAUUGAAAUCUUUAAAUAGAUUGGUAGAAAGAGAUUCUUCAUCAAAUUGGUUAAUCUUACCAUUAUUUAUCGUAGCUAAUCAAAUUUUCAAAAUUUUUUCACAAUUAAAAGAUCAAGUAACUCAUCCAAAUUUAAAAUUUAAUAUCAAUUCAAUACCAGAUUGUAAUAAAUUACCAAUUAAAACGAAAAUCGUUAAAGAAUUUUUGGAAGACUGUGCUCGUAAUAUUCAUAGAAGUUUUUCAUUAUGUUUAAAUGAUAAAAAUCCAAAUUUGAGAAAAAAUAAAAAAAUUGGUAUUAUUUUAUUCUCAAAUUUAGAAUUCAAAAUUUAUCAUAAAUUACAAAAUAAAGAUAUGAUUAAAAAUUUAAUUAAAGUUUUAAAUUCAAAUAAUGUUCUCACGCAACAACAACAACAACAAAAUGCCGUAAACAAUGCCGAUUUGACAACUUUUUAUAAAAGUCAUGUGGUAAUGUUUAAUUAUUUCAUGGGUCAAUAUUAUGGUUGUUAUGAAAGUGAUUUCAAUCUAGCUUGUAAUUAUUUAAAUAAUGCAUUAAUGGAAUGUCCUGAUCCAAAAAAAAUAAUAAUUACUAGCCCUAGCACGAUAAAUUCAAUAUGGCGAAGGUUAUUGAUCUUAUUAAUACCAUUUACAAUAUUAACAAGAAAAACUUACCCUAAUUUAGAUUAUAUCCUUAAUAAUAUCUUUAUUAAUAUUGAAGAUAAUCAUGCAAAGGAAAUAAAAGACAUUUUCCAUCCAAUAAUACAAUGUUUCAAAACUGGUAAUUUACAAAAAUUUGAUGAAACUUUUAAACAGAAUGAAUAUUUUUACUUGGAAAAUGGAAUUUACGUAGCAAUGACUUUAAUAAGAGAACUUGUCUUCUUAAAAUUGAUUAAAAAUUGUUAUAAGAUAUGGCUUACCAUAAAUGAUGGUAAGAAUAAUAAAUUCGUCAUUCCCUUACCCUUCCUAUUAAUAGGAUAUUUGAAAAGUCUAGGAGCACAACAAGAACUAAUACAACAAAUAGUCGUCGCAGAUGAUAAUGAUUCAGCGAGUGGCAGUCAUCAAGAACAACAACAAUCAUCAGCACACCCAAGAGGGCAAAGGGAAACACAGACAAGAUAUAAAAAUAAAAAGCAAUUGCCAAUGACCUCGAAAGAAACGAGGGAACUGAUCUUGGAUGAAAUUGAGUGCCAUUUGGCAAAUUUAAUAAGUAAAAAUUAUAUUAAGGGUUAUUUGUCCCAUGGUAAUCGUUGUUUAGUAAUAAGCAAAACUGUACCGUUUCCUAAAUUAGCCACAAAAAAUGGUUAG